Coregonus sp. 'balchen' is the source of this 2405-nucleotide messenger RNA. NCBI's taxonomy places the organism in Eukaryota, Metazoa, Chordata, Actinopteri, Salmoniformes, Salmonidae. The record is from the annotation of a GenBank genome assembly.
AUGCUGUCUCCAGUGGAGGAACCAAGUGACGAGUAUGUAGAUCUCAUGGAUGAGCUCCAGUGCCUAGUGGAAACAGUAUCAGAGUACCUGGCUGGAAAAGAGGAGGAAAAAACCAAGUAUGGUUCCCUUCCCAAGUCAUCCAAGUCAAGGUUAUCUUCCCAGGGCAGCGUAGGAACAGAAUCUACUGGAGAGGCCCCAAGGACCCCUAGAGAUGUCAAGGAGGAGCCCCAGACAGAGGCUCCACCUGAACCAGGAAUAUCUGGAGUGAAAAAUGCUAUGAGUUUAUUAUUCAGUUCCUUCACUGGCAAGGUUAGCACGGCCCCCAAGCAGCCCAGCUCAGGUUCUGCAGAAACUAAAGAAGUACCACCUGCACCAUCUUCUCAAUCUGGUAUAUCCACACUGUUUUCUUUCAUUCCAAAAUCCACCAGCCCUGCUCCUGUAUCUGUUGUAUCUCCUACAGUUCACCCCAACAGAACAUUUUCCUUCAAUUGGCCUUCCCAGUCUGAUGCCAAGACACCAUUCCACAAUCAAGACACGCCAGCCAUAAGAACGGAGAUUCGAAAUAGUACAAGUGAUAAAGUUCAGGACUCUGCAACGAUGCCACAAACACCAGCAGUCACUUUCGCUUUUGGGAAAAUUAGUUUUGGCCAACAUUUUUCAGGUGAAGAGGUAGUGAACUCCACAGAGGGAAAACGACCUCCAGGGAGAAGUGGCUCGAGAGAGGACUCUCAAAAUCUUGCAAACUGGAAUGAGAAAUGUAUCCAGCAAGUUGAACAGUCAAGGACUGUGGGAGGAGGCAGAGGACUUGAUAAUUCAAGAAAUACACCCCAGAAUAAACUAUUUGUUAAUGCACAAGGGAAAGUUGUGCAUGGGAGACUUGACUCUAUGACUGCCUCUCAGCAAUAUGUGCCUACAGCGGGUGGGAAGCCCAUUAGCCAACUAGAACCAGUGAGUUCAGGGUUCUUUAGCCCUUACAAGAAAUCUUUCAGCUCAGUUAACCCUGUUCCCCCGCAGGGCCCUCCACCUGUUUCAGUGUAUCCUGUAUUUGGGUCAGCACCAGAUAUUAGCUCAGAGAAGCCUAUGGAGGAGCCAUCUUUAGGCAGUAAGCUAAAACGUCAGUUUCUCUCCUCUGACGAUGUCUCUUCCCAACAGCCUCCAAAACCAGAAAGAGGAAUGUUCUCUGGAGUCAUGAAAUGUGCUUCUGGUGAGGAUGUCAGUGCCUCCAAACCCCUAGAAAAUCCCGGUCAACAACAGGCCCAGCAUCACCAAUUGUCCCCAGUUCCACAUCAGCAGCGUAUGAAGCAACUUCAGAGACCACCACCAAUGCCUCUUGCGACACAGCAUGCUCCUCCUCAACCUGAACCUCAAGGUUUUUUUAACAGGCCUUUUUAAAGGGGCAAGAUCUGAGGAUACAUCUAAUGUUGGCUCUAUUUAGCCCUGCAAGGAGGGAUAUUGUCAGGACCUUUUAGAUAUAGCUCUGCGGGUGACUUAUCUGGGAACCCACCGCCACAGCAAGUUCUCCCAAACAAUCAACGUCCUAGAGCCAGUAAUCCUCAACAGUUCCCUUGUCAACCUCCCCCACAACAAAGUGCAACUCCCCCCUCUCAGCCGGGGAGUAUUCUCUCUGGGUUACUGAGGUUUUCAUCUGCAGAAAGCCUAUCGCCUAGUGUACAACCUCCCCAGGCCCAACAGCAAGGUGCUUUCCCAAGCAAUCAUCCUAGUCAGCAACAAGCACCAAACCCAUCCCAACAAGCACCCCCUCAACAAGGAGGUAUUUUCUCUGGGUUGUAUAAAUUGGGUUCCUCUAAUGUUCUGAGCACCCAAACAACUCCACUCCAGCAGCAACAAAUGCCUUCUGGUGGUCCUCGUAAUCAGCAGAACUUCAACCAACAGAAUAUGCCAGAGCCAAACUAUGGUCCACUGAGGGACCAGACUUUUCUAGACAGCAAACCAGGCUUUUCUAGACAACAUACAGUUUCAAAACCUGCUUAACAAGGUGGUCUCCUUUCUGGAAUUUUUCAGUUUGCUUCUGCAGGUAAUGUAUCUACCAAUCAGUCCCCAAUCCCUCAGACACUUUCUGCAGCUCCUCUCAAUCAGCCUAGCCAGCAGUACCCAUACAUGCAGGAUGUGCAGUUGCAAAGCCAAAAUCAACUAACUCAGCAGCCUAGUCAAUCCAGAGUUCUGCUCUCUGGGCUUAAAAGAAAAUCUUCCACAGACAAUAUGCCUCAGCAGCAGCCGUCCCCACCAAUCAGCCAAGAAAGGCAGCAACAUGUAACCUCACCACCAUGUGUAACCUCACCACCAUGUGUAACCUCACCACCAUGUGUAAUCUCGCCACAAAAUCUGACUCCUCCUCCACAUCAAGAUACUGCAAGGAGUUCUCUCUGGACUGUUUAGCAAAUUAA